GGAAGGCUCUCAGACAAUAACAUUUUUUUAUAGGUUUUAUUUUGUAAACAGUGGUCUAUGGUGGUUCCGUUAGUGUUUGCAGCGAAUGUAGAUGAGUUUGUGGGCGAUUGUGGAAAUAUUGUUUACUUAAAUAAAAUUCACGAUGGAUCAAAUGCUUCCGAGUCCUGGUUUCAGCAUCCCGAGCUUAGGAACUCCUCACUAUCAACCUGAAGAAGAUCAGCAGAUUCUCCCUCAUGCCCAGCAACAGCAGCAACAGCAACAGCAGACGCAGCAACAGCAACCGCACCACCAACAGCCGCAGCCGCCUCCGCCGCCUUUGCACCAGUUGCUGGCCUCGCCGCAGAAAACGAUGCACACGUAUUCCCCAGGCUUCACCACUCCCCACAGUUUGAUGCAGCCUCAGACACCUCAAAACAUGAUGUCGCCCAUGGCUGCCCCCUCCAGCCAGCUGAUGCAGUCGGCGAGCCUCGGUCCGGCCACGCCCGCGCCCAUGACGCCCUCGUCCACCGACCCCGGCAUCGUCCCCACGCUGCAGAACAUAGUGUCCACAGUGAACCUGGGAUGCAAGCUUGAUCUGAAGAAGAUAGCCCUCCACGCUCGUAACGCCGAGUAUAACCCGAAGCGAUUCGCUGCCGUGAUCAUGCGGAUCCGAGAGCCGAGAACCACCGCGCUUAUCUUCAGCUCUGGCAAAAUGGUGUGCACGGGGGCGAAGAGCGAAGAAGACUCGAGACUUGCGGCGCGCAAGUAUGCGAGGAUCAUACAGAAACUGGGAUUCACCGCAAAGUUUUUGGAAUUUAAAAUCCAAAACAUGGUUGGCAGUUGUGAUGUGAAGUUUCCUAUUCGACUAGAAGGAUUAGUCCUGACUCACGGACAGUUCAGCAGCUAUGAACCUGAGCUGUUUCCGGGAUUGAUCUACAGGAUGGUGAAACCUCGAAUCGUGUUGCUGAUUUUUGUGUCUGGGAAAGUGGUCCUAACAGGCGCAAAAGUACGGCAAGAAAUAUACGAAGCAUUUGAAAAUAUCUAUCCUAUUCUGAAAAGUUUCAAGAAACAAUAGCAGUGGAAAACAUUUGUGUUUUUUUUUAAGGCUGUGUGUAAAAGGACAUGUUUCGUGUAAUCUUUGGAUUGACAUUAAUGAAACAAAGUACAAAAUUGUUCAUAUAUAUACAUGUGUAUAUGCAUGUGUGGAGAAAAUGACAUUUUAAAUAUUUUCAGCAACAAAAGACUGAGGAGAUGCAAAUUAUGUUAACUAGAUGAGGGUGUAUAAACUAAUUAAGGUUGUAACAAAAUAUGUACUAAUUAACUCUACUGUAUAGUAUGUUGUUUUACUUUGAUAUGCUGAACAUUAGCAUUUUACCAAUAUAAUUACUGUUACUUUAAAAUCACCCACUUAACUUGAAGCAAUUAUUUAUGUUCAUCUGCAAAUGCAGAAUUAGUUUUCAUACUGUAAAUAUAAAAGUCUUGGGCUAAAUUUUUAAAAUAUGCAAGGAUCACAACAGCGCAACACGCAACCAAAGCAAGAAAUUCACAUUCGUUUAUAAAACCAUGGAAGUCGUGAGACAUCACCAACCCUAUAACUUAAAAUUGUAAAACAAUAGAAAAUAUAUUUCUACUCCGGUAUUCUUUCAAUACUUCAUAUUUAUCAUGAAAACAAAAUAAAUUGUGUAUCAUUUAAUUUAAGAGAGUUAUUUUCUUUCACUAUGUGAAAGUGUAACAAGUGUAAAUUUUAUGUAUAUAGUAAAAAACAUUGUGAUAUUCUGUGCUCAUUAUGUCUGUGUCUUUAUGGAACACUUCUCUUCAAAUAUGGCCAUAAAAAAUGCAAGCCAAAACAUAAUAAAGUUCAAGUUGAACAACACUUGCAUUGCGUUAUUGUCUCUUGCUCUUGCAUAUUUUAUAAACUUAAAAGGCCACAAUACUUAGAUUUCUAUAUAUAUUUUUAAAUUGGAAAUGUAAGGGUUAAAACUAAUGCAACAUUCCGGUGUGAAUGGGUGUGUAAGUCAAAUUGGAAUACAUUCACUGUUAAGAUAGAUAAACAGCCAGGCAAAACUUGUGAUGUCUCUUGUCACCGUGUGCCACGGGUAAACAAAACAUAUGAUGAUGCCUAACACUCUUGUACAUUUAUUCUUCCUUUAAUCUGCUACAUAACUCUUAGUCAGCAUGUAACAUUCCAAUGUAGUGUCAUCUUAUGUAGGGAGGGACAAGUCCGCAAAUAUUUUAGUAGUGUCGAUUCGAGCUAAAUUCAGUAAUAACACAUUAAAACUUGAGCCGAGUUCUUAAAGAGUUUAGCUGAGCUCAAGUAGUUGGCUAGUUCUUUCUUUGUGAUGUAGUAAGAUAAUUAUUAGAUUGGUUUAUGCUGAAAGACUAAAGGUGAAAAACAAUACUAUGCAGAAACUUACCAAUACGGAUCAUAUUUUUAAUUUAUCAUGCAAAAUUGUUUAAAAAUAUUGUACUGUUUUUUCACAUGGUUAGGUUAGCUUCAUUUAAAAAACUUCAAAAUGGUGUGGACGGUUAGUUAGGUUAGUUUGGCUACAGUAAAAUUACUGUAAAAUCAUUUGAAUAGGUAGCAAACUUAAGCUAACCUAUCAUCCUACUUUUUUUAUAGUAUAUCUAAUGCAGUUAACAUAUAUUGACCAACAGUCCAUACUAUUUUAAAGAUUUUUUAAUUUAAGUAGUAUAACCUUAUCACUUGUUAAAACUGUAAAAGUUCUGUAUCACAAAUCCAAGUUUAUCCCUUGAUCCUGUGCUACAUAAUGCCUGCUGUUUUAAUUAUGUCAAAAUAUCUUUGAAAUUAUAAAAACAAUUGUGAUUUAUAACAAUGAAUUAUGAUUGUAAAUUUAAAUAUAUACAAGUAGGUUAAUUUCAUUUUCCGAUACCAGAUUUCUAUUGGUUGGAAAUAAAGUAGGGGAAAUGUGACAUCAUGGAAGUUACAAUGCCAGUGAUAAAAAAUUGACUUGUGUAAUGAAAGAAAAUAUAGUAUAUAAAAUUGGCAACAACAAAAGACAAAACAGCACUGUAAAAAAAAUUAUUGCUGAGUUUUGUAAUGAUCAUGGUACCAGAAGGAGUGCUUUUAUAAGGAAAUAAAUAUUUUUAUUUUAUAAAGUGAAUAAAUAUGUACACAACAAGUCGUAAAUAGAUAUUAAGAAAUGUAUUGUAUAUGUGUGGAAAUAAGUGAAGUAGUCACUUGAGAAAAGCAAGGUUAUGUUUAUUUAUAUAUAAUUAAUAUAACAGUGCAUCGUAGAGAAAGAAUGUGUAGUUGUGUGAUUUUAGUAUUGAACAGAAAAAGACGGUUCAUGUUUCGCAAUAUAGAUUGAAUUAAAUGAAAUGGCAAUUGUUUUUGGCGUAAAUUUAAUAUCUGCAAGAGAAAUAUGGAAAGUAAAAGAUUAUUGCCGUAAAGUCAAAAAAAGGGGAAUUUUUAUGGCUUUUAAAAGUUUGUGAUUUGUAGUUUUGUGUGCAUUUCGUUGUGUGUUAGGUUAGUUUUUCGAAUAAUUAAAGAGAGAAAAAAACACGAAAGUUUUGAAGUUAGGUCAGCUAAUUUAUAUAUAUCUGCGCACGUAUUUUUCUUUAGGUAUUUCUUUCUUCCUUCCUCUUCCUUGCAAUAUUGAUGUCAUCAACAAAGCUGCGCUGAAGCAAUUACAACCUGUAUGUUCAUACGGGGUAAGCAGUAUUUCAUUUAAGUAAAUUAUAGGUUUAGGUUUUCGUAAAGUACUUCUACGAGAUCUAGGUUGUUUAACUAUACAGUUUUUUAUUUGGUUAAAGUGAGACAUUUUGCCAUCAUAUUUUUGUGGUAUCGUGAAGUAGAUUACAGCCCAGCCCAGUUGAAAGAAUGAAAUGUAGAGAAAAUAUUUUCUUUGUCUAGUGAAGCAGACUACAGUCCCACGUGGUCUAGUCUAUUUUGUAAUACCAGAAUUCAUUAUUUUAAAGAGAGAUGGUUUGAAAUAUCAUUUCAGUAUCAUGUUUCUAGAAAAUCUAUUCUUGGUAUCGUAAAGUUAAAUCCCACCCGGUCUAGUCUAUUUUUCAACACCAGCAUUUUAUUUCUCAUAUUUUAACCACUCUACCCACAACUUUUAUUUUUCAAUAUCAUAAAGUAUGCUAAUAAAUAAGGCAUGCUGUUAUAUUUCACGGUAUUACCAUAAGUUGGAACAUCUACAGACAUUAAUUUUUCUGAAAAUGAAAUAAUGGUAUAACAUAAUAAACUAGAACGGGGGCAAUUAUAGUAUACUUUACAAUACCUGAAAAGUAUAAUAAUAUAAAAAUGAAAUGCAUGAAAAAUAGUGUGUUUAUAGUUCCCUGCCCCAACUCCUCAUAUUCCCACGCAUAGAGUAAAUAAAGUACUAGUACAGAGUGGACACUCAAUGCUAUUGCAGUUCUACGUUUUUUUUAUUCAGAAAUGCUCUAGUUGCUAUACAAAAACGCAAACUUGACAAACAUUAAAAUGAAGUUGCAAUGGCUUAAAACCGAGAUAAAAUACCUUCUGGAGUAAGACUUACGUUUCAAAUUAUAAGUAAAUUUUAAUUUAAAUACAACAUUGUUCGUAGAAAGUACAAUUUGCAGUUAAUAUGCUUAAAACACAAAUUUGAAUAGUAGGGAAAUUUGUAGCUUCAUCUGAAUGUUGGCGAGCUUGUGACUUUUUUCGUGCAUGCAUUAAUAUUUAUAAAAAUAUGGAUUUUAAUUUUUUUUUCCUUAUAAGCAAAUCAUUUAAUUAAAUAUCGGUAAACGUAACAUAAAAUGAUUUAGGAGAGCAAUAUUUUUAAAACAAUAAGUAAAUUUCUUACCUUCGGGACAGUGUUUGCCUUUACCUCAUUUCGGUUAAAAAUGUUUUGUUUACGUAUCAUAACAUUUGUUAAAAUGCAUAACAUGUAACAUAUUUUUGGAUUAUAUUAAAUUGCUGCAUUUUUUAAUGUCCAAGAAACAAUUUCUGUUCUAGUAGAAUCACGUUGAUUGAAGUUAAGGUUAGGAUUUUCGUAGGUACCUACCGAAUUGCAUUACAAAUCGCAAACAAAACUAAUGCAUAAAAAAACGUGCAGAAGUAUUUAAUCAUUAACACAGGCAAUGUGUAUUUCUGGCAAAUUUAACUGCCUAAGUUGUACAAUUUUCCCACAAAAACUGAAAUGAAGCUGUUACCAAUGGCAUCAAUUCUUUAUGGAUUAGGUGAAAGUACAAAUCAUUCUCGUAUCUUCACUUCUUGAAGACAGGUGUAUAGCAAUUGUUACGAAAAAAAAACCUUAAUUUCAACAUAAAAAUUUAAAAGACACUUCAUUUUAUCGCAACCCUCACCUCGGUAAUUGUUCCGUAUCACGUAUCCAAGUUUAUCCCUUGAUACUGUUGGCAUGAUCAUGUAUGAUUUAUCUGGUGGCACAUGAUGCUUGCUGUUUUAAUUAAUGUUAAAACAGCAAGAAUCAUUACCACAGGAUAAUGCCAUUAGUAUCAAGGGAUAGACUUGGAUACGCAAUACAAAAUUUAUACCCACACCUCCCUCUCGACCAAAAAAUAAAAUUCAUACAAAACAUUUAGACUAAUUAAAGUAUAUAAGUAGCAAGUUUGAGCAGAAUUUGAGACUCAUUGACAUUUAGAACAGUACCUAGGUAUUAAUGUAUUGUGUGCUUGUCCUCAACGUGCGACUACACACAGCCUAAAAAGAGGAAAUUCUGUAGGGCAUGAAAACAAAAUACUCAUCACUAUUUUAAUUACACAAAACUUUUAUUUUGUAUCGUUUUAAUAAUUUACACAUACUUAGUUUCGUCAAGCGGAAACUUAAAGUAAAAUUAAUUAUUAUUAUCUCUUCUCUUGUUGUACCAGUAGUUAACACAACACGUAGCCGAAUCAGGCAUGUUUCAUAACAGUCAACAGUGAUUUAUGAAGUAGUUCAUGAAAUCAUUGAUAUUAUUUAACGAGAUUACUAUUUCAACAUCAUUGAAACAAAAUUUCCUUCGAAAGUUUUUUAUUAAACCUAAUAUUACUUAAUUCAACGCCGACGCCAUUAAUUAUGGUGUUGUUGGUUAAACAAGUGGUUCAACAUGCCAACGAAAAUUUGUUUAUUUUCUUUUAAGUAAAUAUAUUAUUUUCAUUUCAACAAUACCAAUUUAUGCCAUAAAUUUGAUAAAAUGUUAAAACAAAUGUAAUAUUUAUUUAAUCAACGUGG
Messenger RNA from Bacillus rossius redtenbacheri, 6136 nucleotides. RefSeq names its product TATA-box-binding protein (gene Tbp). The record is from RefSeq and is a predicted model, not a curated record. Gene Ontology annotation, molecular function: DNA binding; RNA polymerase II general transcription initiation factor activity. Bases 143 to 1054 code for a protein of 303 amino acids. The transcript is spliced from 6 exons. Lineage: Eukaryota; Metazoa; Arthropoda; Insecta; Phasmatodea; Bacillidae. Gene Ontology annotation, biological process: DNA-templated transcription initiation.